AUGGAAGCCGGGACUGCAGCUGCCUGCAAUCUGGACCUUCCCGCCUAUUCGCGAGAGCGUUUUAAAAGACCGUUGCGCGUGAACGUGAUACACCCAGAUCUUGGACUUGGUGGAGCGGAGCGUCUUGUUUUGGACUUCGUGCGUGCAUCUUCUUCACUCGGUCACCAGGUCACACUCUAUACCGCACACCAUGAUGAGAAGAGAUGUUUUGAAGAUACAGUCACUGCAGAAGGCAAACGUGUACCGUGGAUACAUCUUCACGCAACAGUACUCCCACGGAGUGUUUUCAGACGUUUACACGCUAUUUGCGCGAGUCUUCGAUGUCUUUGGCUUGUGUUUGUCGCUCUAUGGAAAGACUACGGGAAAGUUGACGUGUGGUUCUUGGAUCAGGUGCCACUGCCACUGAUCGUGCUCAAAUUAUUCGCGCAGAGAACAGUUUUUUACUGUCACUUCCCGGACUGUCUGCUAUCUUCUCACGACACACUACUCAAACAGCUCUACCGCCUGCCAAUAGACUACAUUGAAGAAAGUUGUAUCGGGAUGGCUGAUGAGGUAGUCGUCAAUAGUUAUUUCACGCAAGAGAUGUUCGCACAAACUUUCCAACGGCUGUUUGUGAGGGGAGUUUGCCCCAAAGUCGUUUAUCCAACGGCAUCCUUUGAGGCUGAACCUUGCAUCGAAGAAACGGUACAGCGACGUCUGCAACACGAAUUUGGCCAAGCAACUGCACUGAAAUGGAGCCAAAAGACGAUAUUCCUAUCGUUAAACCGCUUCGAUUCAAAGAAGAAUCUAUCCCUUGCGAUUCACGCAUUCUACGACUUCAGUCAACAAAUUCAACAGUCAACUCCUAAACAUGGACACGUUUUAAUUAUCGCAGGAGGCUUCGAUGCAAGGCUAUCUGAUAAUGUGAAGACGUUGGAUGCUCUCGUCAGCCUCACUAGAGAACUCGGCGUAUCUGAUGAUGUUUUCUUCUUACCGUCAGUAAGUAAGAGUCAGAAGGAAGCGCUGUUGAGUUGCAGCAUGAGCAUCAUUUACACACCGGAGCACGAGCACUUCGGUAUAGUCCCACUCGAGGCUAUGUGUUAUCAAAAACCCGUGAUAGCGUGCAACAGUGGUGGCCCGAGAGAAACAGUGAUACAUGGUUUGACAGGUUUCCUAUGCGAAAGUAACCCAGAGAGUUUUGCACGAGCAAUGAUUAGACUUUCAAACACUCCAAAGCUUGCAAAGGAGAUGGGUGUCGCAGCAAAGACAUACUUUAACGAGCAUUUUCAUAUGUCGGCGUUCAUACGUAACACAGAGUGUGUUUUACAAACAAGUAUGACAGUGCAGCCAAUCAAUCGCGAUGUCCCUGGAAGACUUCGGCUAUCAUUCUACAUCAUACUUUUCACGACAACUCUGUUGGCGUUACUUGUCCGUUCUCAGUACUCCUGA
This is a messenger RNA of Ostreococcus tauri, 1428 nucleotides long. RefSeq names its product Glycosyl transferase, family 1. Lineage: Eukaryota; Viridiplantae; Chlorophyta; Mamiellophyceae; Mamiellales; Bathycoccaceae. The record is from RefSeq and is a predicted model, not a curated record. Bases 1 to 1428 code for a protein of 475 amino acids. Gene Ontology annotation, molecular function: GDP-Man:Man(1)GlcNAc(2)-PP-Dol alpha-1,3-mannosyltransferase activity; alpha-1,3-mannosyltransferase activity. The transcript is spliced from 11 exons.